UUGGUCUACGGAACACUUAUACUCUACGGACUGCAUCUACUUCUAGACUACUUCGAAGUAGCCAUUCUAUCUCCACAGGAACUUCUCUUCAAUGCUGUCGUAUACUGCAUCCCUACGCCGUUGCUAUUGGAUUCCGCCCGAAGGAACGAACUAAGGGAGAACAACAUGCUGUCGCAGACACACGCGGCGAAGAGCGAUGCUUUCCGCAGAGCCAUGGGACUGGGAGGACAUGCGUUGCUGCAAAAGGGGGAGUCUAUCGGCAUGGGAGGUGUCAUGCGACGAGCGAGCAUGAUAGCUGGAGCUCGCCCCGUGGUAGUCACUUCGGACGCACCGGCGGGUCUCGGCAACUGGGACAAUUCAUGCUAUCAGAAUAGCGUUCUGCAAGCGUUGGCAUCUUUGGUGUCCUUGAGAUCCUGGCUGAGUGUGUCCGAGCCUCCCGGUGCAGGGCCAGAAACAAGCACCAAUACUGCUCUUCAGACAACGAUUGCAAAACUCAGAGAUCCUGCAAAUAAUGGGAACCAUAUCUGGACGCCGGCACAAUUGAAGAACAUGAGCAGUUGGCAGCAGCAGGACGCACAGGAGUACUUUUCGAAGAUUGUCGAUGAAUUGGAGAAGGAAGCCACAAGAGCGGCUGCUUUGAAGAAACAGCCUGGUUUGGAAACUUUGGUGGAUGCACAGCAUGAGGGCGGAAACGAUCAGGACGUUUUGAGGAAUCCGCUCGAAGGCAUGACUGCUCAACGAAUCACCUGCACACGAUGUGGCUUUUCCGAGGGAUUCUCAAUGAUCCCGUUCAAUUGCCUCACGGUUCCCCUCGGCUCUUCCUUCGACCAGGAUCUUGAGGAUUGCUUGGACGAGUACACAAAGAGUGAGGACAUCGAAGGCGUUGAGUGCAACAGUUGCACUCUCAUUCAAGCGGAGAGCCAACUGAAGCAGAUGCUUUUAACCAGCAAAAGUGGAGAUGCUACAUCUCCACCGCAGAGCAUCGCAAUGCCUCCAGAAUUGCGUGCACAGAUCGAAGCCCGGCUACUUGCUAUUCAGCACGCCUUGGAGAUGGACGACUUCUCGGACAAGACCUUGAAGCAAGAUUGCCAAAUAUCACCAAAGGCCUACGCCAGCACCACCAAGGAACGAGAGGCUGUUCUGGCUCGAGCGCCUGAGUCACUCGCUAUUCACAUCAACAGGAGUAUAUUCGACGAGUUGACGGGAGCCCAGAGGAAGAAUCAUGCACAUGUUCGUUACCCAGCAAUUCUGGACCUCGAGCCCUGGAUGGCGAGUUUCUGCAGCACGCCGACGCGAUACGCUCUGCAAGCAGUUGUGACGCACUACGGAAGACACGAGAAUGGCCACUACAUCUGCUACAAGAAGCACCCUCGCCGGCUAGACGAUGAGGUCGAGCUUGAUGAGGAUGUGCCGCAGAAGGAGAGCUGGUGGCGGCUGAGCGAUGAGGACGUGUCGCUUGCGCCUGAGGAGGACGUUCUGGGUCAAGGCGGCGUGUUCAUGCUCUUCUACGAGCGCAUU
This is a messenger RNA of Zymoseptoria tritici IPO323, 1518 nucleotides long. RefSeq lists its product as uncharacterized. Lineage: Eukaryota; Fungi; Ascomycota; Dothideomycetes; Mycosphaerellales; Mycosphaerellaceae. The record is from RefSeq and is a predicted model, not a curated record. Gene Ontology annotation, molecular function: cysteine-type deubiquitinase activity; cysteine-type endopeptidase activity. The transcript has a single exon. Gene Ontology annotation, biological process: protein deubiquitination. The annotation marks the transcript as partial. Gene Ontology annotation, cellular component: nucleus; cytosol.